Larimichthys crocea (large yellow croaker) is the source of this 10325-nucleotide messenger RNA. Its product is annotated as apolipoprotein B-100. The coding region runs from base 147 to 10046 and encodes 3299 amino acids. The record is from RefSeq and is a predicted model, not a curated record. Gene Ontology annotation, biological process: cholesterol transport; lipoprotein transport; triglyceride mobilization. NCBI's taxonomy places the organism in Eukaryota, Metazoa, Chordata, Actinopteri, Sciaenidae. Gene Ontology annotation, cellular component: very-low-density lipoprotein particle; mature chylomicron; low-density lipoprotein particle. The transcript has 26 exons. Gene Ontology annotation, molecular function: cholesterol transfer activity; low-density lipoprotein particle receptor binding.
CCAGGGCAACACAUUUGCACGUCCUAGGACAGUAAAGACACAAGAACUAUAAAAGCCGGAGGAACGUAAGAGAAGAAUUAGUCUUCACAGAAAGAGGAGGACUCUCCUUAACUCAAGCCUUCCAGGAGCUUUACUUUAAGCCCAUCAUGGGGGGUAUCAAGCUUUGCCUUUUGCUGCUUUUGGGCACAUACACACUUGCCCAGCAAGAUGUGGGAAGUGUUGAGGAACAAUCUCCAGUUUGCUUUUUGGCCAAAAGAUUCAAGAACUUCAGGCGAUUUGUGUAUGACUACGAAGCUGAGAACUUUAACGGUGUGACUGGCGCGACGGACAACAAGAGCGGACCCAAAGUCUCCUGCAAAGUUGAAGUUGAUGUUCCCCAGACCUGUAGCUUCGUCCUCCGCACAACAGAGUGCUCUCUGAGCGAGAUUUCUGGUGUGGAUGCAGAGGGGAACGCAGUGUAUCGUCCUGCUGCUAAAACUCAGACUUUCAAAACUGCCAUGGCCAAAUACCCCUUGAAGAUCGUAGUUGAAGGACAGACUGAAGUCAAGCUCUACCCUGAGGAAGAUGAGCCUGUCAACAUCCUGAACAUCAAGAGGGGAAUUGUCUCUGCUCUCAUCGUGCCAGUAAUGGAAGAGGAGAGGAACAAGAAAAUGGCCUCUGUGCAUGGAGUCUGCCCCACCGACUUCACCGUCAACACCAGGGAGGACAUUGCCACCGAUGUGACUGUCAGCAGGGAUCUUUCUAAAUGUGACUCCUUCUUUGCCCGUAGGCAGGACACCAGUCCUCUGGCCCUCAUCACUGGCAUGAACUACCCUCUGUCCAAGAUGAUCAGCAGCACCCAGACUUGCAACUACAAGUUUGACAACCAAAAGAAGCACAUGACCCGUGGCGUCUGCACAGAGAAACACAUCUUCAUGCCCCUCUCCUACAAGAACGAAUAUGGAAUUUCCACCGUGGUGAAGCAGACUGUGACUCUGAGGGAGACUGCCAAGAUCAAUGACAGAAUCUUUGACCACAGUGAGAACAACCUCAAGUAUCUAUCCAUGGACGUCACUGACGACAAGCUCCCUCUGCAGACCAAGGAUUCUGUCAUUCUCACACUCCAGCAGCUGAACAACCUGCCGAGUACCACUCAGGGAGAAAAGCGUGCAAGCCUCUUCCACAGCCUGGUGUCUGAGCUGCGUGGCCUUAACGUUGAUGCCCUGGAAUCUGCUGUUCUUGAGAUGAUGGACAUGUCCAUGUCUCUGUCAUGGCAAGCUCUCGCUCAGUGCGGCACCCCAGAAUGCACCAGCGCCAUGCUGAAGGUUCUCAGGACCUUUGAUGAAAGUUCUCUUGAGGUUGAUGCCACUGUCUACGCCCUGGGCCUGAUGCCUAACCCCUCCCGCCUUAUGGUGAAAGACAUGCUGGCAAUGGCUCAAAACAAGCAGAGCAGACCCAUCAUGUAUGCCCUGAGCAAUGCAGUCAGGAAGCUUUACCAGGCUGAGGGCGUCACCCCUGAGAUCACUGCUGUGUCUGAGUUGAUGGCUUCUCUCCUGGGAGCAGACUGUGCUGGAGACAAAGAUCUGAUCUUCCUGACACUGAGGGUCAUUGGCAACAUGGGAGAUGCAAUGGACGUUGCUGACCCUGCUAUAAAGAACACCCUGCUGAAGUGCAUGAGACAGCCUGCAACCACACUGUCUGUGCAGUUGGCUGCCAUCCAGGCUUUCAGACGCAUGACUGUGACAGAUGAGGUUCGCUCUAACCUCCAGAGGGUCAGCCAGUACCCCAAGGGUGCUGUGCAGAAGCGCCUGGCAGCUUACCUAAUCCUGAUGAGGAAUCCCCAGGACAGUGACAUUGAGAUGGUGAAGAAGCUGCUUAAGUCAGAACAGAAUGCACAGAUCAAGUCCUUUGUGACCUCCCACAUCUUCAACAUCAUUUCCUCCACUGAUUCAGAGACCCAAAAGCUCGGUAAGAAGAUAAUGGAUGCCCUGCAGGACACCAACGUUGCCACACACAGCGACUACACCACAAAGUCUCGCAACUACAAGCUGGGCGUGGCACAUGAGAACAUGCAGGCCAGCAUUCAGGGCAACGUUAUCUUUGAUCCCAGUAACCAGUUGCCAAGGGAGGUCUUGCUAGAAACUACCCUGAAAGCUUUUGGUUUCAGCAUGAAUAUUUGGGAGGUUGGCAUGGAAGGAAAGGGCUUUGAGCCAACCAUUGAUGCUUUGUUUGGAAAGAACGGGUUCUUCCCUGACACUUUGAGCAAGGCUCUGUACUGGGCUGUAGAUAAAGUACCAGAAAUGGACAAAUGGGUUCUUACCCAGGAAUCAGAAGGACGCAAGGUUCCUGAAAAUCUUGUGAGAGAAAUUGUUCGCAACUUCAACAAACUGAUAAAAGAUCUGCAGAGUCAGGAGUCUCCAGAGGCCAUGGCCUACCUGAGGAUCUUGGGAGCUGAGUUUGGCUACAUCAAGGGCAGCGAUCUGGAAUUUGUUGCAAGAAAUGCAAUGAUGUAUGCAGAAAUUUUCAUGAAGAUCAUUCCUGCUAAGAUGAUGGGUAACCUGAUGGCCACAACGAAGAAUGAGGUCUUUGCCCAUUACAUCUUCAUGGACAACAAAUUCAUCAUGCCAACAGCAUCUGGCUUGCCUCUGACAUUUGCUCUGUCUGGCACCUUUACUCCUGGCGCAGUGGGAGGCAUUCGCAUGUCUCAAAAUAUGAAUGAGCUGUUGUUCAGGCCCUCUGUUGGAGUUGAGUUUGUGACUCAGAUGGGAGUCCAGGUCCCUGAAUUUGUUGAGGCCGCUGUUGAGAUGCACACCAACAUGUACCAUGAGAGCACAUUCAAUGCAAAGAUCAGCAUGGAGCAGGGCCAGGUCAAGCUUUCCAUCCCGGCCCCACAAGACACCACAAAGCUCUUCAGCAUCAGCAAUAACGUGCUGAUUGUGGGCGCUGAUCAGGCUACAAUGAUCCCAAGCACAGAAGGUGAAGCAAGCUGCAGACCUCUCUUCUCUGGAAUCCAGUACUGCACCAAAACACUUACCACCACCGGUGAUCAGACUGAUGCUCCUUACUUCCCUCUGAAUGGAGAGAACAAGUUUAAUCUGGAGAUCAAGCCUACUAAUGAUGUCUCUGAGUACACAGCCACCAUCGCCUACAAACUCCUCAGUGAAGGAAAGGACGGUCGCCACAAGGUUGACUCUGUGAAGUUCAUCCUGAGAGCUGAGGGUGAUCAGCCUACCGAGGCUACAGCCACCAUGAAAUACAACAGGAACAGGAAUGUCUUCACCACCCAAAUUGAGAUACCUGACUUUGAUGUUGAGGCCGGCGUUAAGAUUGGCAUGACUGACAGCAGUGCCAAAGGCAAAUCCAUUACCCUUGAGAUCUCCAACAAGAACGUGCCCCAGCUUUCUCUGAUUGGCCGUGCCAAGAUUCAGGCCAUGACUGAUGGCAUGCUGCAGGUUCAGCUGUUAGUCCCCUCACUCAAGACUGAUGCCGCCAUCACUGCUACCAUGAGCAAAGCUGACGGACUCGCCAUGGAGAUCAAAAGUGAUGUCAAGCUGCCAGAGACCACCUCUGUUCAGGCAGUCACAUUCAAAUAUGGUGAAGACCAGGCUGAGGUUCAGCUGAUGUCCAACAUGAAUGCUGAAACUAAGCUCCUGGUGCCUUACACUAAGGCUCUCCAGGCCUGGCUCAUGCAGUUUGGGGAGGAUGUCAUGGACCAGCAGGUUGUCAAGACUGACAUGAAACUGCGUCAUAUUGUCAACAAGGCAGUUGAGGCCAGCAAUAUCUGGAUGGACAAGAUCACAACUGAUGUUCCCUAUGUUCAGACCCUGAGGAACAAAAUGACAAAUGUGGAAAUGCCCUCCAUGCCUGAAAACCUAUUCAUGAACCUUGAAAGCACAUUCAAAUACCGCUUCAACCAGGACCGUUUGACCAUCAGCAUUCCUCUGCCUCUUGGAGGCAAAUCAUCUGAGGAGCUUAGGAUCCCUGCAGUGGUCACCUCCCCACGCAUUUCCAUCCCUCAGCUGGACAUGGAGUUGGCUUCUAAUGAGAUCCAAAUCCCCACCUUUACCAUCCCAUCUGACUAUGAUCUCACCCUGCCUCUGAUGGGAAUGGCUGAAGUGUCUGCCAAGGUCAACAGCAACUAUUAUAAUUGGGAGGCAACCGUGGCUGCUGGUAACCAAACUGCAGAGUCUCCUAACUACAUUGCCAAGUUCAGCAUCCUGGCUGACAGUCCAAUCAAGGUUCUCUCCUUCUCAACUGAGGGAGCUACAGAAAUCACUGACACAGCGGAGAAAACUAUGAAAUUCAUGGCCAGUGGUUCCCUGAAACAUAUGCUCAUGAACACAGAAUUUAAUGUGCUAGAAACCAUUGCUGUCACAGAUAAUGUAAUGUCAACAGGAAAGUACAAUGUGCUUGCCAACACUCCUCUGGGUUUGGAGACUUCUCUGGCUGUUACCACCCAGGUCGUCCUAGAUACAAACACGCUCUCUGGAGAUAUCAACACAGAUGGAAGUGUGACUGUUGGACCCAUGACUGCUAGCACCACCUAUCUCUACACCUUCUCUGUUGAGCCAAAGAAGAAAGAAGCAAGACUGGAGAGUAAUCUGAGAGUGAACUCUGAAAUCCUGAAGAUUUCAAACAAGAUCACAGCAUCAUAUGCAAAUGAAGAGCUUCUGAUUGGGUCAAAUACCAACAUGAUCAGUGACCCCAUUAAGCACACCACCAAAAUGAGUCUUAGCUACAAGGAUGUCCAGCUUACCAUCCACUCUGACUCUGUGACCAAGGCUAGUGAGCGAAUGAUGCGUAGCCAGAUUGAGUUCUCUGCCUCUAAAGAACAGGUCAGCCUCAGGAUAGAGAAUCAAGCUGAUGACACAGUAAACCGUGCCUACUCUUUGCUCACUGGGUCCAUGAACCCCUCUGGCUUGGAGAUCAAUGCUGAUGCUUCCUUGAACAUCUUUUCAAGCCUUGCCUCUCACAAGGCAACUUUGUCCCUGAACAGGAAUGGCCUGACCACCAGCUGUACAACAACAGCUCAGCACAGCCCACUGACCUUUGAGAAUGUUUUCCACGGUGGAGUUGAUGCCUCUGGUGCCACUGUGUCUCUCAUCACCAAGGGAGGCAUUAGAGAAAAUAAGGCUGAGCUCAAUUUUGAUGGAAAAAUUGCAAGUACAGAAGUAUAUCUCAACAGCAUCCUAAAGGGUAACCUUUUUGAUAUCAACACCAGGAACAGAAUGAACCUCAGAUUGAAUGAAGAUGGCUUGAUCCUCUCUAACAACAUCGUUGGAUCUCUCAAUGAGAUGAGAACCGAAAACAGCCACUCACUGUCUCUUACACUGAGAUCGUUUACCCUCAACUCCAAGACUAACAGCGUCCUUGACAAGAGCAACUCCUACAUGCAUGACAUCACAGUAAACAUGGAGCGCUUUACUGCCUCGGUUAUUGCGAAAAAUGACCUGAAGAUCAUGGAGAUUAACUUUGUGAAUGAUGCGCAGUUCAGGGCAGAGCCCUACAACAUGCAGCUGACCGGAACAAUGACAGGAGUCUUCUCAGAGGAAGAGCUCAAGCACACCUAUGAAGUCAAGUUUGCUGACAUGGUCCUCUCUGCAAGAUACAAUACCAACGGUAAACUCCUGGGAACUCGCAUGACGCAUACCGCUGAUAUGGAGGUUUCUGGUCUGACCAUGAAGUUCAACAAUGUGGCUAACUUGAACUCACCACUUCUUCGUCUAGACAGCACAGUCAAAACUGUUGCUGCACCCUUCACUCUGAACAUUGAUGCCGUUUUGAACACAGAUGGUGAAGUGUAUCUGUAUGGCCAGCACAGCGGUGAACUAUAUAGCAAAUUCCUCCUGAAAGCAGAACCCAUGCUAUUCACACAUUCAUUUGAGUACAGAGCCUCAUCCACACAUGAACUGGAAGGCAGAACACCUGUCAAGACCAACAUGGAAAACCAGUUCAAUAGCAUGCUGAGCCUCCAAGAGCAAAGUGUCACACUGAAGAUGAAAUCCAAAGUAAAUGAGCAUACAUUUGAUCAAGGAAUUAGUGCCUAUAACAAGGCAGAGAGGAUUGGUAUUGAGGUGACAGGAGCUGCCACAACCCCUCUCUUCAGUGAAGCCAGUGAAGAUUACACCAUUUCUGCAUUUGUGAAGUAUGACAAGAACAGUGACAGUCAUUUUAUCCAGAUCCCAUUUAUUGAGCAUCUGCCUGCAGUUAUUGAAAGUGUAAAGACCACAAUGAUGAGAAUGAUGGACCAGAGCAUGGAGAUGUUGAAAGACAUCAACACCAGGUAUGAGAUCAGUGCCAAGUUUCAGAACAAAGUGUCAGAACUGAAGGAGGUCAUUGACAACUUUGACUUCAACCUCUUUGUCCAAGACUUGAGGAGGUUUAUCAACUCAAUGGAAAACUAUGUGAUCAACCUGACAGCCAAGUUCCCAACUGAGAAAGUCAUGAAUGUGUUGAAAUCAGUGAUGGAUGCUACCAUGGCCUGGAUCAAGAAGCAUAACAUUGCUAACAGGUUCAAUGUAAUUUAUGCCAAAGUAGAGGAGAUCCUCUCCAGCUAUGAGGUUGAGAAGAUAAUUGGAGCCAUCAUGGAUGAGGUUGUUAAAAUUAUGAGGCAGUACCAGGUGAGGGAAAAGAUUCAGUCUGCAUUUGCUGCUGUCAGGUCAAUUAACAUCCAGCCUUUGCUCAAAAGAGUUAUGGUACCUGUUCAGGAGCUUGUGAACGAACUGUAUUCCUUUGACUUCAGACAGCUGAUUGAUGACAUGAAUGACUAUUUCAUGAGAUUGGUCCAGAAAAUCAAAUCUUUUGAUUAUGACACAUUCACUGUGGAGCUGAAAGAGAAAGUGGUAGAUAUGAGCAAGAUUCCCUGUUUUGGAAAACUCUAUGGAGAGUUCAGAGUUAGCUCACCUCAUUACACACUCAGUACCACUGCUGACCUGGAGAACACCACAACUACAUCAGUCACACCAGAGUUCAAAAUGAACCUUAACUCAAAGGCUACAUCUACUUUGAGAAUCCUUGACUUCAGUGUAGAUGCCAGUGCUCAUGUUGCAGCACCCAAGAUGAGUCGUCUGUCUAUCUCUGAGAACAUCAAAGUUGACCAGUCAUGUUUUACACUUGACCACAAGGGAUCAAUGACUCUCUAUGGCCUGUCAGCUCAAGCCUCUGCUGAAACUACAGCAAAUGCCAACACUGAGCUCUAUGUUGCACAGUUAGUCAAUAAUGCAUUCUUUGCCAUGGAAAAUGGAGUUUCUGCCACUGUAGAGACUAGUUACAAACACACUCUCAACAUGCCAUCCCUGACCAUCUUCAGUGAAACAUCAGUGAAUCAAAAGACUAUUUUCCAGCUUGAGGCUGGCACCGCCAAACUGACCAUUAACAAUCUGGGCAAUGGAAAAUAUGCAGUUCAGGUAUUCUCAGAUGAGGCAACCCACAAGAGUGACAUAGAGGUGGUCAUGGAUCUCCACAGAACUAAAGUGACUUUCACUGGAGCAACAGGUAGUAGCAACUUUAAAAUGAAUCAAAAUGUGGUUGCUGAUAUGUGCAUUUUCUCCCACGUGACUCUUGAUGCCAAGAUUGAGACAGAAACACCCUUCAUGAAGGGCAGCAUUGCAGAGGUCAAAUUCCAGGCUAAGGCUGGAGACCUGAUUAUCGAUCUCACUGCCUCACACAGUGCAGAGCUUGUUGAACAGAUUGAGGGAACUAUCUCAAAUUUUGUGAUGGCUUCAGUUACACCUAGUGAGCUUGUGUUUGACACCAAGAAUAAGGGAAAUGUCAAGGUUGCUCUGCCAUUCAGCCUGUCUGGAAAAAUGGAUCUCCAGAAUGACAUCUCUCUUACCCUGAACUCUGAAGCUCUACAAGCUAGCUGGACAGGUCUGGCUAGAUUUAACCAGUACAAAUACUCCCAUUACUUCUCCAUGGAUAAUGGUGAUAGAGAAAUUGACAUAUAUUUUCAGAUUAAUGGAGUAGCAGACCUGGAAGUACUGAAGGUGCCAAUUACCAUUCCUGCAAUAACUGUUCCAUUCGUUGGCAUGAAGACACCUAGAGUCGAAGACUAUUCACUGUGGGAAGACACUGGUCUGAGCUACUUCCUGACCACAACUCAGCAGACAUUUGACAUGAACUCCAGGCUGAAGUACAAGAAGAACCCUGAGAUGAUCACCAUUGACAUUAAUGUGGAUCCACUCAUCAAUGUCAUUAACACCAAUGUCAAGACUCUGCACAAGAAAGUGCUCAUCAGCAAGGAUAAGGCUGCUGCCAUGCUGGCUUCAUCUUAUGACAUAGCAAGAGCAGAGUAUGAAAAAUAUAGUAUUGAGUUGCCCAAAACCAUCACAGUCCCUGCCUACAAAGUUCCAGUGAUGAAUGUUGAGGUGUCCACAUUCACCAUUCCCCUGCCUGACGUCACUCUCAUCACAAUGCCUGCUCUGCAUGUCCCAUCUGCUCUCAGCAAGCUCACUCUUCCAAAAAUCACUCUGCCCAAAAUCCAGAAGAUCAAGAUCCCUGUAAUGGGUGAUCUAACCUAUGAGUUCACCAUGAAAACAGCAAUGCUCACGCUCAAAACUGAUGCCAGCAUCCUUAACCAGGACAGCAUCAUCAUGAAGCUUGAUGCUUCCUCAUCCUCUGAAUUUGAAUUCCUGACUGGUAAGAUUGAGGGCACCACCAACGUGAACACAGUCGGUGGACUUAGAAUGGCCUCUGCCCUGUCUGCAAAACAUGCAAUGCUGGAGGGAAACCAUGAAAGCACCAUCAACCUAAGUUAUGAAAAUGUAGAUACUUCCAUCACCAAUUCAGCAAAGGUUAACAUUCCUAACCUGAAUAUGGAAAUCUACCAGGAGAUUACUGGCAAUCCAGACGAAGGCCUUGUUGUCUCUAUGUCCACUCCAUCUGCAGGACUCAUUGCACUUCAAAUGCAGACUAAGCGCCCAGCACAAGUGAAAGCAAGACUCUAUGGUCGCUACCCAUCUGAGCCAACAACAGACAUUGAUAUCGUAGGUCUGAAAAUGUCUGUGAUGAACUCUGAGAAGCUGAACCUUCAGGCAACCUGGAAUAUGGAGAUGCCAUAUGAGAUGAUGCUAGGACUGAAGAAAGAGGUGCCCAGAGCCAUGAAUGUGGCGAGAGAUGCUGGUGAAAUGACAUCUAUGUUCAUCUAUGGACUUGCUUUGACAGCUGAGAAUAUUUAUGAGAAGGCUAGUGUACAGGGUAAAAUGAUGUUCAAGAGGGCUGUUGACAAUCUUCCAGCAGUAUAUCCUUACAGUGUUUUGGCAACUAUCACAGAUGAGACCACUGUGAUCCUCAAAGGGUACCAAAAGAAAGUUGAAAUUAUUUUUGAUGCUGUUGUGAAAUUCCUGAGAGACACCACGUUCCAGAUUCCUGGGUAUGAGCGUAGGAUGUCUGGUCUUGAGAUCUACCAGGAAUCCAGUGCAUUUGUUGUCGCAGUCUUUGAGGAGGCUGUUGAAAAGAUUCCAGAGUACUUUUCCUCCAUGUUUACAGCAGUUCUUGAUUAUUUCAAUGCCAUUGAAUUCACCCUUCCUGGCUCUAACCAUAUUGUCAGGGGAAGAGAAAUUCUUGAUGACUUGCUUGAAGCUUUGAGGAAAAUUCAGAACCAAGUAAUUGUGACUGUGAGGAAACUGGGGGAUAUCAAGCUGGAAGAUAUCAUUAGCAAACUCUCUGCAUUCGUGCAGUUUACCUUUGAACAAAGUGAGAAGUUGCUCCAAACCAUAAAAUCUCAGGAUGUAGAGAGGCUCACCACCUUUGUGAAUGAUGUAUACAAUGAUGCCAUCAACUCCCGUAUCCUGGCUGAUAUUACCAAGCAGGUUAAAGCGGUCCAAAGAAUUGUUAUUACAUAUCUGAAAUCUGUGCAAGCUAAACUUGAGACCAUUUUUGCUAGCGUGUCUACUGAACAACUUCAAGCUGACAUCCAGUCCUGGAUUAAUGUAAUGGUAAAACGUGUUAAUGCUUACCACAACAAUGUCAUUAAGACCCUCAAGGAGAAAAGCAAAGCUGUUCAACCAUUUGUGAGAGUAGGUGACAGACAGAUGGAGGUCGACAUUCCUUUCCCAUUUGCUGCCUAAUUCAACUAACUGACCAUGACUAACAGUGUUUCUAUUUUCUGUUGUGUAACCAUUUAAGACAACAGUAAAUCUAUUCUUCCAAAAAAUACAAAGCUGCAUGCUAACAAGUGUUUUCUGCACCCGGAUUCUUGUCUCUCUACUCUGUUUUUGAAAUUAUUCAUUUUGUUUGUUAUUCCACAGUUGACUCCCAGUUGUUUUGAUCCUACUGUGCUCGCUUUGUGUCUUGUACUAUUUAAAAAAAACAAUAUGUGACCAUCAAUAAAGACAGUUUGUACUGCA